Molecule: messenger RNA, 1884 nt
Organism: Paramisgurnus dabryanus
Lineage: Eukaryota; Metazoa; Chordata; Actinopteri; Cypriniformes; Cobitidae
Gene: egln3
Product: egl-9 family hypoxia-inducible factor 3
Biological process (GO): peptidyl-proline hydroxylation to 4-hydroxy-L-proline; cellular response to hypoxia
Cellular component (GO): cytoplasm; nucleus
Molecular function (GO): L-ascorbic acid binding; ferrous iron binding; peptidyl-proline 4-dioxygenase activity
Source: RefSeq, a predicted model, not a curated record
ACACAUGUGUUGCUGUUCACGUAGCUCAGAAACACUCUCAUCUUUCAUUAAGUGUGCGCACUUGCUCUUGCUAUACCGUUUUAAAUGGCAGAAUAUCAAGAAAAUCCCACUGCAGAAGAUCAAACAACUUUUACCAGACACGAUCGGGAUCAUAGCAGGCAGGACAGGUGUCCAGAUCAAACCAACGCGAGCAUGGAAGCGCCCAAAGAGCUCAAGAAACCUCGCAGUAACCGGGCAAAAUAUAAAGAACAAAAACGACUUAACACACACAAACUAGUCUUACAAUACAUAGUCCCAUGCAUGAACUCGUACGGUCUGUGUAUCGUGGAUAAUUUUCUGGGAGACAGAAUUGGCGAUCGCGUGCUUCAGGAGGUGAGACGAAUCCAUCAAAGUGGCAAUAUGCAAGACGGACAGUUAGUGAGCCAGAAAUUGGGGAAAAGCACAACUAUUCGAGGGGAUAAGAUUGCAUGGGUCGAUGGAUCUGAAAGUUGGUGUCUAAACGUUGGCUAUCUGUUAACCAGAAUGGACAAACUCAUCACGUGCGCGGACGGCAAACUGGACAAAUACAAAAUCAGAGGACGACACAAGGCGAUGGUGGCUUGUUAUCCAGGAAAUGGAGCGGGAUAUGUGAAACACGUAGACAAUCCUAAUGCAGACGGACGCUGUGUUACCUGUAUUUACUAUCUUAACAAAAACUGGAACGCUAAGGAGCACGGUGGGAUACUACGAAUAUUUCCCGAAGGGAAACCUUACGUGGCUGACGUCGAACCCUUAUUUGAUCGACUUUUGCUUUUUUGGUCAGAUCGAAGGAAUCCUCACGAGGUGCAGCCAUCAUAUGCUACGAGGUAUGCGAUCACAGUGUGGUACUUUGAUUCAGAGGAAAGAGCUGAAGCUAAAAGAAAAUUUAGAGACCUGACAGCGUCUUCACAGGAACGAUCAUCAUCUUAAUGUAGAAACACACUAGACUGUUUCCUCCAAGAGGAUUUGUUUGUUUUUCUCUUAUUUUGUUUGCUUCUUUUAGCAAUGCUUUUUGCACUGAAGGUACCCAGUCUACCCACCACCCACUGUAUGAUUUAUGUGCUUUGAAUCCAGUCCCUAAUAUCAGUGAAGAGUCUUUUUAGCUGCUAAUGACAAUUUUGUGAACAAUGUACAUUUUUUUUUAUACUUGUAUAUAAACUAUUAGAUGUAUAUUAAUAAUUAUCUGUUCUUAAAAAAAAAACAGUGAUGGAUGUAUGGCAAAAGAUGUUUUUAUGAACUAAAAGUGGAUAUUUGACUUUUAUAAAAAAAAAACGUGAAAUAUGCAGAAAUAUGCAUCAGGCAUUAUAAUUAUUUUCAUUUCUUUGCUUGUCCAUUUUUGUUUGCUGUUUUUGUAUUUUUGUGUUUGUGUGGUUCUGGUCAUUGGCACAUAUAUUUUAAGGUAAUGUUUUUACUCUUUACACAGUGAAUGAAAGGGUUAACUGCUAUUGAAAGAGUUUAUGUAUGCAUUAUUGUUUUUGAUUGACAGUUUGAUAUGGAAUAAGUCUUUUUUGUAAUGCAUUACAUUUAAGAAAACCUUUACUUUUGGAAGCACUUGAAAUGAAAUUGCUUUAGUCCUACUUGUUAAGUCCUCGUGUGGCUUAGAGAAUUUGAUCAGCUUGCAUGCGGGUCAGCAAUGCUGAGCAACCACACGCUUGAAUGAAUGUUAGUGAAAAACUUAUUUGUUUCAUAUAAUUUACAGUGGUAUGAAAUGUAACAAAAGUCAUCUUUAAAUGUGUUGUACUUUAAACAAUUUGAAAUGGCCAAAUUAAACACUGAAAGUGUUGAAAUGUCAAUAAUUGUCUGGUUUAUACUUUGUUGUUUCAUUUUAAUAAUAAAGUAUUUCCUUUGGCCAUAAUGUAGCACUGU